UUGUAAUAAAUCAUUUUCCUCUUAAUCGUCACAUAAGUAGCCUUUUUAACAGGAUUGGCGUCUGUAGAGCGUAGCUUUGACGCGAUAUACUUUUUAUUCAGACAUGUCAGAAUAAUUAUUAUGAAGACAUUACAGGUUAUUGUAUGGUUUUCUUUUGACGGAACAGUAAGUAGAUUUAUUAGGCUUUACUAUUUAUUUUUAGACGCAAGAUUACUCCAUGUAUUUAUUAACUUCUCUAUGAAAGAUUUAGGAAAUAUGUAAGGACCUAAAUAGAUUAGGAAAAUAAGCGGGCACCAAAAGAUGUGCAGAAAGUUAGACCUUGAGUUAAUGUACAUGCUGUAGGUUGAGUUAGCCCAGAUAAGUAUCGUACUAGAUGCCUAAAUAUUUAUCUCGUCAUAAUUUUGAAUCGAGAAAAUUAAUUAGAUGGUCGGGUUGUGAAAGGGGCUUAACGCAAUGGUUGUCAUGGCAAAGAACAGCAACACAUACCCACUAAUGUCAUGCUACUACUGCAACAAUGCAGUUCGUGAGGGUUACGUGACGUUGUUUUAGUGUUCUAACAAUGGCAAACAAUAUCCUUAGCAAUGGUCGGAUUCAACAACAAAUGACAGUUUCGCAACGGCUCAGAAACGACAAAGGGAAGAAAGCACCGGAAGUGCCAGCCAUAGAAUGCAACAAUUGGUUGCUGCAUCGCCAUUAUACGCGGCACGAGUAUAAAACCUGCAAGAUCUUGAUCGACCAGGAGCUACUAAAUUCAAACGGACACAAUGAAUAUGCGAAUUAUUUGAAAGGGUUGAUCCUCAGGAGGGAAGGAAAAGUUCAGGACUCGUUGAACUGUUUUCAGGCAGCGUACACCGUCAAUUCAACGAACGUUAAUACUGUCAAGCAGAUUGCCAAGUCACUUUUGAUAAUGGGCAGCCAUAAACGAGCAAUCGACGCGUAUCUAGAAGCUGAGAGGAUAUCCAAUAUACCAGACUGGGAAAUUUAUCUGAACCUAGGGGAGUGUUAUGUCAAGCUGAAUGAGUUGCACGAAGCAAAAAGGCAUUUGAAGAAAUCGAUGGAGCUAACUAAGGACGAGUCACCGUAUAUUGCUUUAGCCCGGGUCUACCUUCUGGAGGAUCAUGUUACCGAGGCCCGGAACGCUUACGCUGCGGCUCUUAGCGAGAAUCCCGAGUGCAUCGAGGCCGCGAGCGAAUUGGGUCUGCUCUACCUUAAAACCGGAGACGUUCAACGGGCGUUCCAGCAAUUCGGGACCGCACUCGCUCAUUCCCCGAAUUGCACCAAAGCGAUCCUGCCGGUCGCCUACGUAAUCCAGAAUCACCAGGAGUACGAUGUGGCGCUUUCUAAGUACAAGCUGGCGGCACAAUCGAUCCCGGAAUCGCACGCCUUGUGGAACAACGUGGGAAUGUGUUUCUAUGGGAAACAGAAGUUCGUCGCCGCAAUUACAUGCUUGAAGAGGGCCCACUAUCUGAACCCGUUGGCCUUCAUGCCCGCCUAUAAUCUCGGCAUGGUAUUGCUGACCACCGGACAGCCAGCCUCAGCUGCUAUUUAUCUGUGCGCGGCGGUCAGCGCGGAUCCCAAGAACCCUAUGCCGUAUCUUCUGCUAGGACUCGCAUUGAAACGACUCGACGAUCUGGAAGGCGCUGAAAAGGUCCUGCAGAAGGCGCACGCGCUCUCGCCCCAGGAUCCACUUGUACUAAUUAAUUAUGCGAUUGUCCUGGACGCAGUGGAAAAAAGGAGCAUUGCUACCGAACUCUUGACUGCCCUCAACGACAUCACUGCUGUCUUAGACGUGGAUCAGCAGAUAACGCAGACGGCGAAGAGGCUAUUGACGAAACUUCAACAGGAGAAGGCGUCCAGUAACGAGGGCGCGAGGGUCCUUAAUGAAGACGAAGUUUGAAGCGGCAGAGAAGAAUCUUGAGAAUUUCCAUGGAAACGAAUAAAACUCGCUUACACGCGCGACUAACUCUCUUUUCAAAGAGUUUAUGAAGAUCAACCUACUCCGUGGGAUCGUCUCCUUACCCUCGAUACUUUUUUCCUGCUCCCUUCAGGACCACCGCGAAUCCUUGAAUCAUCCACUGUCAUCCCUCUAGGUGUAGCCAUCCGCGCGUGAAGGGGACCUAGUUUUUUCAUUUAACUUUCUCCGCGUGGACGUGGUCGAUUCGCUUGGUCUCGCAGGAUGUGCCUCUGAAAGUGUCAAGGACUCUCGAGGACAAGUUGUCUGAGAUGGAAAGUGAAUAUGCCUUCGUUACGAGUGCAUACAAAAUUGCUCGGAACAACAUUAUAUUGCCUUGAAGAGCAUUUGUCAAGGUUGGAAUUGAGGUUUUAAGAUUGUCACUGUGUCCUUCUUAAUUGGGAUAACAGUAAAGCACGUGGCAGCAUUUUACUAUUGUGUAAUAGCUGACACAUGAUAAAAAUGAACAAACAAAAAUACUUAAUAACCGAUGCUAAAAUUAUUACGAAAGAAAUAUCUUCGUUUUCGUACUUGAUGUAGACAAUUUUUAUUUUGUAUAAAAAUCUACACUUUCGAGAUUAAUACAAUCAGGAAAUUAUAUUCACAUCAGAAUGGUUCUGUAAUGGCCAUUUAACACUAAAUCUAGCAUGCUCGUCAUUUUGACUGGUUUCACAUUUUUUAUAUUGAGACUGUUAACAUUAUAAAGAUUCUCUUAUAGAAAAUGAUUGAGUAAACUUCUCAAUCCAUGCACACUUUGUAAUAAAAAUAGCGGAAUAUCCAAAUAAAUUUAGUCUUGUCAUUCUUAUAGUA
This is a messenger RNA of Megalopta genalis, 2761 nucleotides long. It is a transcript of the gene BBS4, whose product is annotated as Bardet-Biedl syndrome 4. Lineage: Eukaryota; Metazoa; Arthropoda; Insecta; Hymenoptera; Halictidae. Gene Ontology annotation, molecular function: protein binding. The record is from RefSeq and is a predicted model, not a curated record. Gene Ontology annotation, biological process: cilium assembly; protein localization to cilium. Gene Ontology annotation, cellular component: ciliary basal body.